CCCGACUCGAUCCCCUCAAAUGCACCACCCACCACCUUGAUACCCUUGGAUUCCUAUCCGAAUCGAUGCCACAGGUAAUUUGCUCUCCAAGACAAGUACCAUGGCAUCUUCCCAGCCCAUAAAGUCGCCUAUGGGCUCGCAGUCGCAAAACCAACGUUCCAGCCAGCAAGGCCUCAAAUACCCAUCCAACGGCAAAACCAUAUACCACCGCCCAUUGAAUCGCAGCCGGACACAGGAAUUGAGCCAGGCGAGCUUCGCAUACUUGUUUGGGGAGAUGGUUAGUUAUGCACAGAAGAGGGUGACUGGGAUUCAAGAUCUGGAAAAGCGGUAGGUCCCAUCCUCAUCCAUUCAGAACAUCCCCAAGGCAUGAGGAUGGCAGGAUUAGAGAGACUAAUUUUUUGAUUCGUUCUAGAUUGAAUAACCAAGGCCAUCCCAUAGGUCUCAAACUACUAGACCUCCUUCUCUACCGCGAACCAGCACGCUCCCAAACCCGACCCCUCCAUAUCAUCGCCCUCCUCCAGUUCAUCACCACAACCCUCUGGCGUCACCUCUUCUCGCGCCCUGCGGACGCCCUCGAGAAAUCUUCGAAUCCAGAUACGCCGGAGGAAUACAUGAUCAGUGAUAACGAGCCGCUGGUCAACCAGUAUAUCAGUGUGCCCAAGGAGAUGAACCAACUUAAUUGCGCGGCAUAUGUGGCCGGUAUUGUGGAGGGUUGUUGUGACGGAGCGGGAUUUCCGGCCAAGGUUACGGCUCAUAGUGUUGGGAAGGGGGAGGAGGGGGAACUGUGGCCUGGCAAGACGGUCUUUUUAGUUAAGUUCCAGGAUGAGGUUGUGGAGAGAGAGGCAUUUUUGGGGAGAUAGAUAUGAAGGGUCUGUUUGAAGGCUAGAGGGGCAAGUGUCGACAAGGAAGACAAUGUACGGAGCGUGAGAAAUGUGAUGUUUGGCUGUUUGGCUGGCGUAAAGG
This is a messenger RNA of Hymenoscyphus albidus, 963 nucleotides long. Lineage: Eukaryota; Fungi; Ascomycota; Leotiomycetes; Helotiales; Helotiaceae. The record is from the annotation of a GenBank genome assembly.